Messenger RNA from Patiria miniata (bat star), 2939 nucleotides. Its product is annotated as heterogeneous nuclear ribonucleoprotein A1, A2/B1 homolog. Bases 33 to 965 code for a protein of 310 amino acids. Gene Ontology annotation, molecular function: RNA binding. The record is from RefSeq and is a predicted model, not a curated record. Gene Ontology annotation, cellular component: nucleoplasm. NCBI's taxonomy places the organism in Eukaryota, Metazoa, Echinodermata, Asteroidea, Valvatida, Asterinidae. Gene Ontology annotation, biological process: regulation of gene expression. The transcript is spliced from 8 exons.
AUGGAAUAAAGCCAAUAACGCUCACACAGCGCAUGCAUAGCGUAUACGCGGUAGGCGCACGUGUACUUUUUUUUUGUUCAUUCCGAUCUAGAUCCAAGAUGGCGGAAGAACAGACCACAUUUGCCGCCGACGAUGGCGAACAAUAUCAAGACAACCAGGAGGAGCUCGAAGAAGAGAACCUGCGGAAGCUGUUCCUGGGCGGACUUGAGAGGUCUCUCACCAAGGAGGAUGUCGAGGAGCACUUCCGCGCCCUAGGGGACGUGAUCGACGUCUCGGUGGCCACAGAUAACCGCAACGUGUCCAAAGGUUUUGGCUUCGUCACCAUGAGGACGAUAGCGGAAACCGACAAAGUGCUGCACGACCACGAAGACAACCCCACACAGCUCAAGGGCAAGAAGAUCGAAGUCAGGCGCGCCAUUCCAAAAAAUAGUAAUGUCCCCAACGAUUUGGUCAAGAAAGUAUUCGUCGCCGGCCUGAACAAGGGCGUCAUCACAGAGGACGACUUGAAAGACUACUUCAACAGCAUCGCCAAAGUCAAAAGUGUGUCAAUCGUCAGGGACAAGGAGACCAACCAGCCUAGGGGGUUUGCUUUCGUCGAGCUGGAGUAUUACUACAUGGUCGACAAAGCAGCGUUAAUGACAAACCAUAUGAUCAACGACACCAAGAUAGAUGUGAAUAAAGCCCAUGCUGACAAGAACCGAGGUGGGCGUGGCGGCUUCAGGGGCGGACGAGGCGGAGGCGGAGGUGGUUUCAGGGGUGGCAGGGGUGGCGGCUAUGGGGGCGGCGGCUACGGGGGCGGCUACGGUGGUGAAUGGGGUUACGGUGGUGGCCGAGAUUGGGGGAAUGGCUACAACGACUAUGGAGGAUAUGAUAGUUAUUCCGGUUAUGGCCCGUCAAGAGAUUAUUUCGGAGGUGGGAGUAGGGGUAGAGGAGGACGAGGAGGAAGUCGCUACAAGCCGUACUAGGUCACGAUGCCAGGAUCAAACCUCAUGUCAUAGAAAGCAUGUGUAUUUUGAGAAAAUCUGAUGUGCGAAUGCAGCGAGGUACCGACCAAUGGAGUGCAGCCGUGAAACUCUUCUCUCUCGGCGGUAUGAUCCGAAAACAAAAGGAUGUGAAUAUUCCGGUAAUUAGAGGUCAAAGGUCAGGACUGGUAAACUGCCCCUUCCCCUCCAUAAUCCAUUUUUGGUCUUUUUUUCCAAAACAAAGAAUAAUUUUCUUGUGGUCGUUCCGAUAGUCUAGUAUCGCGGAGUGAGAUAUUUCUUAAAAUUGUUCGGAGAUGAUUGCUGUACCUCUGUGGGGCAUUUUACCAUUCCUUCGACGUCUUUUUGUAAAACACAGACCCUACCUUAAUUUUUCUGUUUCCUCUUAAACAAGCAUAACAAAAAUAACGUUGUUCAAACCUUUUUACAUUUGACAUCAUGUACAGACUUUUUUUUUGGAAAAGGGUCAACGGUCGAUGAAAACCGCCCCUCUCCAAAAGCUUUUAGUUGUGUUAGUGUGAUAGUGUGUGUAGUGUAUAGUGAAAAACAAAACUCGGUCAAUGAAAAUAAUACCAGAGCCGAUAGCGGGAUGAUUUAAUACAGGAAGUUUUGUCAGAGAAAGCUGCCUCGAAACAGGUCAUGUUCCCUGAAGACAUGGCAUGAAUUGUUAUGGCGGCAAUUGCAAAUGCACCAUACCAUUUUAAGCCAUGUUUCCAUUUUAUUCAGGUACAUUUUCAGCACCGUUUACAUAUAACGAAUCCUGGCUCAUGUUUGAAAAUUACUACCGGAGGAAUUUUGCUCCUGUAAAAAUUGUUCAUUUCAAAGAACUCCAUUGUUUGUCCUUCCACCUCCAAAUCAUUUCAAUUAAUUGUAAUAAAAAAAACCACUUAAUUGAUCACAAAUUGCACCAAUUUUGUGAGCAACGGUUUUCAAAUUUGUUUCGCUAUUCCCAAACUAAUGAUAAUACAACGUAUUGGUUUUACAUGUACUUCAUCGCUCUUCAUAAUUAUGUCCAGUUUUAAUACUGAGUCAGUGAAGCUACAGCGAAUAAAUACGAAGACGAAAAUCUUGUUUGAAUCAUCAGAUGCUAAUUUUACUUUUAGUUUCUAUUGGUUACCAACUUAAUGAACUGUUACUACUAACAAAAUGCUGCUGGUUCCUGUCUCGGCAUUUCUUGAUGUUAAUAAAGUUGCCAAGUACGUCCAAGCGAGCAGGUUUUAGGUAGUAAGUGCCAUAUUUCCAAAAUCGGGACUUGUAUGAAAUUAUUCAAGAUUGUUAUAAAGUUUAUUCCUGUUAAAAAACAUUCAAGCUGUAAAAACAAAGGAAAGAUUCUUGUCAGUGCUUAAAGGGACAGUCAUUAUUUCUCUUUGUAAACAAUCAACAAAAUUUUGGUAAUGUGUGUUAGUUUUUUUUUCUUCUUCAGGCUGUACAGAUGUUGCUUACCGUGUAAUUGUUCCGUUCUUGCCCCAUUUUUUUUUAUUCUGGGGAAGAGCCUGUUUCUUAAGGAUCGGCAGCUUUAAAACAGUGAAUGUCCUUUACUGAUCACCAUAAUCUGGUUUAAGGCAGACAUUAGACUUGCGUCAGUCAUUACUUACCAUAAAAAAGCACAUUAGACAAUAGGUAAGCCAAUGAACUCAAGUGAAGAAAAUCUCCCCAGCUUUGUAAAAAUGACUACGGAUAUUGCCUGUUCAGAGUUUUUAUUACUGUCCAGUGUACACAUUUCAAUGGAAGAUCAGUCCGUGGAUUAUUCAUUGUACUGUAGUUUUUAUAAAUAUUUUAUUAUCGACUGUUUUAAUUGGUGAAUUAGUUAUUAAAUGAUACGGAAAACUACUGAUACAGAUUUACGUUGACCUUUAAUGUUGUUUUUUCUUUUUCUGAGGUAAAUUCAGUGAUUUUGUUACACUUAUUGUUUGUAGGACCAUUUAAUAAAACCAGGACGAAAAAAGACAAAUCUCUCGG